Aspergillus puulaauensis is the source of this 1125-nucleotide messenger RNA. RefSeq names its product amidohydrolase family protein. Gene Ontology annotation, molecular function: hydrolase activity; carboxy-lyase activity. NCBI's taxonomy places the organism in Eukaryota, Fungi, Ascomycota, Eurotiomycetes, Eurotiales, Aspergillaceae. Bases 1 to 1125 code for a protein of 374 amino acids. Gene Ontology annotation, biological process: secondary metabolic process. The record is from RefSeq and is a predicted model, not a curated record. Gene Ontology annotation, cellular component: cytosol; cytoplasm. The transcript is spliced from 2 exons.
AUGCUAGCCAUACUCCUGUCCUUUGUCGCACUUCUCCUGCUCGUUCACCUUAGCAACACUAGCCACCACAGCACAAUGACCGAGCGCGCCCUUGACUGGCUCCGGGACAAGGCUGUUGGGUGGAGCCACAGCCCCCCAGUGAACAAGAUCGAUACCCACCACCACUGCGUCCCUCCAUUCUACGCCAAGGCAGUCGAAGACCAAGGAGGCGACCCCAGCGGCUGGCCAACGCCUCACUGGAGCCCGCUCGCGUCGAAGCUGCUGAUGAAGCGCGUUGGCGUGCAGAUCGCUGUCCUCUCCGUGACAGCCCCAGGAGCAUGCAUUCUCCCAGAUCGUCAAGGCCGAGCCCAGCUCGCACGCCAGAUGAACGAAUACUCCGCAGACCUGCGCAAUAAAGAGCCCGAGCGGUUCGCCUUUUUCGUAUCGCUGCCCAAUAUUCUGGACACGCAGGACGCCCUCGCCGAGAUCGCAUACGGGCUGGAUACCCUGCAUGCUGAUGGAGUCACGCUAUUCACCCGCUAUGGCUCGUCGAAUACGUACCUCGGCCAUCCAGACAUAGAGCCCAUCUGGGCAGAGCUAAAUAGGCGAGGAUGUGUCGUCUUCAUCCACCCCACGCACCCGGUCGAUACGAACCCUGUUAAUCCCAAACUCCCACAGCCGGCCAUCGACUAUCCGCAUGAAACUACCCGUACGGCAAUGGACAUGAUCACGAAUGGUACCAGGCUCAAGUACCCAGACUGCAAGGUCAUACUAUCCCACGCAGGCGGAGCCCUCCCGUACCUAAUCUCGCGGGUGACAACGCCCAUGAAGAAAGCUCCGGACUUUGCAGUCUCGCACCGUAUGGGCACAACGCAUGAUAAAGCCAUGGAAGCGUUUCGCAGUUUCUACUUUGAUCUGGCGUUGAGUUCGGCGCCGCAGGUGCUGGAUAUGCUCUUGAAGAUGGUUCCGCAUGAGCAUAUCCUGUAUGGGAGUGACUUUCCGUAUGCGCCGGUUACGGCGUAUCCGGCGUUUUUGGAGGAGUUGGAGGGGUAUGAGAUGGAUCAAAAGUUGAGGAAUAUGAUUAAUUAUGGGAAUGCGCUGAAGCUGUUUCCGCGGUUGGUGAAGAUGAGAGGGAGUGAGUUGUAG